UUCAAGGGAUCGUUGUCAUUUAUUGACGGUUGGUGUCCGGGCGUCCAAGCUCCCGUUUUCAACCAAACAAAUCCUUUUGCUACCGCCCCGAUCAUGAACCUAAGUGAUAGCAGUUUUACAAUUUCCUGUUGGAUAAAACAAACUACAUGGAUUAUUAAUACGUUCGGAGCUAUCUAUGGUGACUGGAACGCUCCACGCCAAUUUUUGCUCGGUACAAUGAACCAGAGGAUCGUGUUUUAUCGCCAUAGUGAUGUCGGUGAAGAGUGGUGGUCGUUGCAAAGUACUAACGUGUCUUUAAGUGACUGGACACACCUGGCGGUUACGUGGAAUCACCUCACUGGAGCUGUGUUGAUAUAUAUCAACGGAAAAAUAGUGGGUAACAAAUCAUAUCCUCCCGAAAAAACGUUCUACGGACCUUCGGGGAAGCCAUACACCAUUGGCAACGCUGGGCAUGAAGACGCCUACCAGUUCAACGGUUCAGUAGUGCGUCUAAGUGUCUUGAAGUGGGCAUUGUCAAUUGAUGACGUUGAUGAGCUAAGAGGUUUGAGAUUCAUAACUUUAUAAAUCAUCCUAAAGUACUUUUGCUCUUCAGUAUUCACUAUUAAUAUUGGAUGCAAGCACCGUGACGGCCUCGGCCAGACAAAGUGUAGUAGAAUCUCGCAUUACGGACAUCCGAUUAAUACGGACAAAGUUUCAUUUGUUCCGACGAAAAGCUCAUAUAUUUUCGCUAAUUCUCUAAAAUUAACCCGCUCAAUACGGACAUUGGUUAAUUAUACAAAGUUUUCUCUUGAGAAUGACUGCUUUCCUCUUCAUUUCAACAAAUCAUGCGUCCAUGAAGUUUUUUGAGUUCUCGCUUGAUACGGUUACCCGGUUAGUAAAUGUCCCCUUGGUGUCCGUAUUAGUCAGGUUCCACCGUAUGAUUUUCCUUAACCCAGAUCACAUAGUUACAUAAACUAGUAGUAGUUAACACCAGAGCUGCCCCGCCCUGUAUGACUGUUGUAGGUCAAAAGUAUUCUUGGUCGUUGCGUAGCUCUUUGAAAUAUACCGAUUCAUAAUUAAAAAUUUUAACUCAUAUUCCAUAUAAUAUAUGCGAUAAAAACAGGAAACGCAAGGUUCCAUGCAUUGAUUCAGGACUAAUUCAGGCCGAUUUACACAGCUUUGAUCAUAACAUUCUCAGUUUCGAAAAUAUUUUAUUCUAAACCAUGAGAAAAAAACGAUUAGAAGUGGCAAUUUUUCGCUUUUUACAUGCAGUUAAUUUUAUUGGCCGGAAAGUUAAAGCCUUAGUAAUCAAAAGGUUUGAUCAAUUCACCCUCGCAUGUUCUAGUCAUGUUUUUAACUAUCAAGACAACACUUCAAAAAAUCUUUAUAGAAGGACAUCUGUGAGCAGGGAGUACGUCAGCUCAGAAUUUGAUUGUUGGCGAAUUUCUGUAAUCGUCCAUCGUUCUGCAAACGAUAAGCUAGCCUUUGAUGCACUCGUCUUGCUUGUUUGUGGACUGAGUCUUAUUCCCCCUGGCAAUUUUUUUCAAUCAACGAUUUGUGAACACGUGUCUGGCAAACUCUCCAAGUGUUUAUUUAUACGCAGUUAUACGCACCUUAUAACUUAAUCUGCGCUUAGUGAGAGUCUCUUGGUCCAUAAUUUUCAAAACAGCUGCUCCACAGAAUGUCACUGAUAACACGUAACACAAAAAGUAUCGAAGUAUGACUAUACAGUAAGUGUCAGAAAAUCAACUUAAGCGGUCCCUUCGGGGAUUUUACAUCUUAAGAGUGUGUCCAUGAGAAAACCAGGCAGAACCAGGCAGGGGGUGAUAAUGCUCAAAUCACCGAUUUCGCUCAAACUUGGCACAAAUGUUAGGUAUCAGGAGUUAGCUUAUGUGACAGAAUGUCAGGUCAAAAUAUUAAAUUCCCUGGGAGAUCCGCGCUCCCCCUGUAAAAAUCGCCAUUUUGCCCGUUUAUGCAUAAUUAAUUAGCUAACUUUACGAUGCCAGUGCAACAAACAGAAAAGCCACCUGGAACUUAAAUGCACUGAGAGAUGAUCUGACAUCAUAAGACUUUAAGCGCAAUAAACUGCUUAAAGUCGCCGAUUCGAUUUCCCCCCUCUUAGCCCCCUUAAGUUGGGUCAUCAUUUCCCAGUUUUGAGUAAGACGUAAAAUUAGGGUAUUUUAUUCCCAAAUAUCUCUGAUGAGCAACCGCUUAUCUUUAUAACUUUUGCAUGAGUAGUUAAAGCCAUCACUUAAGUUGAGAAAAAGAUCAUAAAAAGUUUGGGCAAUUCACUUUCUUCCAUGUGUUGACAUAAACUGUUCACGUGACUGAACGGCUCUUGCAUAUUUCAUCAAAAUUCAGGCCCUCACAAUAUUCGUGUGUUUGCCUUUGAAUGAGGAGAAAUCGAACAAAAAAACUCAUCAGACAAUGAUUUAACAUUAAUAAGGGUAAAAUCAUAAAAAUUGUUGUGCAAGAAACGCUAACGAUGAUUUUUGAUAGCGAUAUACGCGAUCUUUUCAAGUAAAAACAACAUACAAAGAUUUAAUUAACAGUUCUACUUACUUUAACAAUUUCGCCCUAAAAACAGUAUAAACGAUCAAUAAAAUCCAUAUACGUAUCUCUUAGAUGUCUCAACUGCUAGUUUGUGCCCGCUUUGAUUUGUUCUUCAUGCCACCUUCGAUGUCCAGUUCAGCGUAGUUCAGCGUCGUGACUCGCUGUACGACUAAAAUUCCUUAGCCAUCAGUUUACGCACCAAAAUCUAGAUCAAGUUGUUUUAGGACAAAACAAUACGAAAUGUAGAAAGCCGAUUCUUAACGCAUUGAAAGAAUUAUUUCUGCCACUGUUGUAGCUCAAUUCACAUGUUGCAAACGUCCGACAUCUUUGACAUUAAAUGGAGCCCGCAUUUUUAAGCAGCGGCUGCCACCAAACGGAAACAUCGUAUCGGGAGUCAGGAACCAGGAGCCAGGAGCCAGGAGCCAGGAGCCAGGAGCCAGAGUUCAGUGAACAAAAUGACUUUCCGACAUUCUCUGAGAUUAUUUUAUUGUUAUUGUAUGCUGAUAAAUAAUUUAGAAUGCCAGAUCUAUUGGCAACUUUGUUCAGACCAUGAUUAUAAAUGAUCCCAUGUCUUCUCAAACUCGGAGAUAGAAGUCGUUUUGUCUUCGUGUUUUGGAAAGAACUAUUUUUUCUAUUUUAGUUGCACGUGAAAUAGCAGCGAAGUGAAGCCGGAUGUUAGUGCAGACCAGUUCAAAGAGACAAAUAAAGCGUGAGACAUGUCCAGAUCGGCUUGCGACAAGAAUUCCAUUUUUUUUUUUCAUACUGGAGUCCCUUCUCCCCGGGGGAGUGUCCAAAUUGCGUACAAAUGCCGUACCCUGCUGGCACCAGAUUUGACUGUCAUUAACAGUGAAUUUUUUCAUCUCGCACGGUCUUUUGGGGGUCUUAUAAAGCCUAACUGUGGCACUAAUGUUUCCAAGUAGAGUUCAAAAUAUACCACACUUUCACAUUGAGUUAGAUAUUUUUCUAAAACAACCUUCGAUAUGUUUAACACCAUUCCCACAUUCCCUCCGAGAGAUACUUCAACUGUAAUACUUCGAUUUUAAAUUUCUCUCCCUACCCAGGUAAGGGCAAUUUUCUCGUCCUAGACAUCGAUCUCGGAAUGGCCUUUUUGCGUACUCUUGGGCACCAAAACAAGUUUAGUGCCAAGCCGUGUGCCGUGCUGAGGCAGGCAGAUGUUGAAUUAUGGACAGACACAACAAUUAAGUUACAGUUUGUUUCUAAAGUUCCUCUCAUACUCCGAGUAGCUUAGGACAUACAGGGAACGCAGAGAUCAGACCAUCGCAUCAUGGAAAAUUCUCAAUCAGACUGUCAUCGUAAAAAUUGGUCGCGGUCGCUUACUGGAUGUGGAUGUGUUCGUUUACAGGAGGUUCCAACUACAAGCGCUUGACUUGAUAAUAUAUUUGGUGCAUGUUUUGAAUAAGUGAUCGCUUAUUGGGAAGUGGUCACUUAAGUUGGGUGGUCGCACGUAGGUUCGACUGUGCCUCGUUAAGCGAAAAUUUGUUAAAAUGUAAGAGAAAUCCUAAAAUUGUAAUACAGUGGAAGCUCUCGUACGAGGGUGCCCUCGGGACGAGAAAAAGGUGUCCUUAACUGGAUCUGGCCUCUUACAAGAAUGAAUCUCAUAUGCAGCAUAGUUAUGCAAGUGGAAUUCAGCCACUUUAAAAGUGGUGUAAAGGUUAGAUAACUGCUUACGGAAGCUCCUCCCAGCUACAAAUUAAAACUGGUAAUAGCAAAAAACUGUUUUUUAGUGUAUGGUUACGCUGAUGUUCUUGCCUCGUUGUAAUUUACGUAAAAGCAUACAAUUUAGUUUGUAUUUUCAAGUGUAACCGGACGAGUAUGUGAAAAAACGGUAACUCUGAAACGGAUGUAUAAGAAUGAUUCAUAACAGUGACAAACAGCCAUAUGACUGUGGACAUGAUAUGAACAAAAAAAAAAAAACAACAUUCAGAGGCGGAUAAGAUUUCUUUCGAGUGUCUGCUUAGGAAAGCUGUAAAUCGAAGCUAACAUCUAAUUCGCCGGUAAACCCUUUAAGUGUCCGCGGCCGCCUACGGGAAUGUAAAAAUCCAGAGUUUGUGUGGGAGUUGAAACGGGAUUUUGUGAUGGCGGUCGUAAGUAGAACUAUUCGCUAUAUACGAGAGUGUCCGUUAAGAGAACUUAAUCUACUGUAUGAAUCCGCAAAUGACAGCUUAAAUGAGAAGUGAAUAUAGUGUAUUAGUCUGUGUUCAAGAAACUGUUCUCUUAUACCUUCCUUAUAGCCAAAGAAGUCUAGUCGACUUUUUUUGCAAUGUAUUAGUGCCCCCUUUUGGGUCUUUUGUAUUCCUCAGAAGUUUUUCCUCAACACGUUUAUAAACGGUUAUUAUUAUAUUUUUGUAGUCAAUAAUAUACCCAGAUACAGAUACCAACCUGUAUAGUUGUAAGACUACGAGGAUUAAAAUACAACUAAGUAAGUAAUUAUACUCAGUGGUAAGUCAUUAAUUGUCUAAAAACUGCACGGCACGGUCUGACUACAAAAAGGGCUAUUAUGGACCAUUAUUAUCAUGGUAAUUAAUGUCAACAUCGAAUAAACUCAAAAUUUCAAGUAACACGACUUUCACGACCUAUUCUCAACACACCAGUUAUAACAGGAUAUUGGCGCGUACAACAAUAGAUAGCGUAUUCCGCAUUCCGGAGUCCGAUAGUCCGGCGUCACAGAUUCCAUCUUUUUGGCAGCGUCUAAAGUCAAAGAUGGAGGGUGUUCGAGCAAGUGGUUGUUUUCUGUAGAUAUAGAUGGAUUGUCAGUGAUCCUUCUUGUCCUUUGAGAAUGAUUUUGCUCUUUCUGACUACAACUUAUUUCUAAGACUUCGAAUAAUGUUCGGUGAAAAGCCGACACUUUUAAUUCUGCAAUGUUUCAAGAUGUUUCGAUUUCAUUACCUCGUCACGAAGUAACGCCACAAAGGACCAGACGAAACUGGAACAGCAAAUCUGGACUAAAGCACCUGAGGGACGUGUAUGUAACAUUUAUUCACUAUCUUUUAUCCUUGUUGGGUCUUGUUUCACCUACAAGUUGGACCGAUCGAAGUUUUGAACUAACUCUUUUGCUCCUUGUGUUUACUCAAGCGUUCCAUAAAAUACCCAUCCAAACGUCCAUAAAUAACACAGAAAACAUGCCUCAGGUGACACGUUCUAACAAUUCCACUAUUAGUAUCGAUAAUGACGCAUCUGAUUUGUGACUUCUCGUCAACUUCGUGCUAUUUUUGUUUAAAAAAACGAAUGUUACGUUUCUUCCAAUUUUGGUCAAAUGACAAAUAAGCGUCAAGUCAGAUGUACAUAAUACGUCAUUAUUGAUAAAGUAUGAGAUUGCCCAAAUAUUUUGUGAUUGAUUUGAUAACCUUAAAGAUGUCUUUCAAAGAAUAUGUGAGAAUUAAGUACAUAGGUUGUUGCUCAUGGGAGAUGUUAGCCACUAAAAUACCUUAAAUUUAGGGUUUUUUCAAAAGAGUGAGAAGAUGUCCUUACUUUAGGCUAAAUAAUAGGAAGAGAUCGAAUUAGAGAGUGAAAAUAAAUUACUGAGCAUUAAGUUUGAUAAACAUAGAAGAUGAUAAAGUUGAUUAGAUUUGAAGUUGCUUUUCUUCUGGUUGAACAGCCAAACCAAAGUCAGCUAAUUAAUUAUGCAAAAAUGAGUAGAUUUUGUCGUUUUUAGGGGGGGUCCCUGUAAAUCCCAGGGAAUUCAACAUUGCGACCUUAUUUUUUGUCGAGGUUAAUAUCUCACCACACCCAUCAAUUGUGCCAAGUUUGAGCGAAAUCCGUGAUUUGAGCAUUAUCACCUCCUUCCUGGUUCUCUCAUGGACACACUCUUAAGUUAUUCUAACCAAUAGCAUCUCUUACUUGCGGGCGUGAACAAUAGAAACGUCAUCAUUACCCAACGAUUCCAUGCGGCUCCUGAUUAAGAGAUCGAGAUUUUUUCUGGUGUACUGACUGUACAUUUCAACUUUAAGAACUUUUCUAUAUAUACGAGCGAGCUACGUAUCAACUAGUCAGACCCAAAGCAUCCUUAAUGGUCCCUCAACUUCUUAGUUAUAGGGCUCCUUAAUCUGGGAAAAGGUAAAUUCUAGUGCUUAUUUCGGUAGCUAAUCAUUCAAUACUAAAAAACAAUAAGUUUUCUACCUUUCUUUUUUUUCUUGCGCUUACGUCUGCAUUCGUUUUCACUUGACACAAUACUCCUACACUGUAUAUGCUUGUGCUUGUCCUUCCGUUGGUCUUGAAAAACUAGGUUUGAAGUAAGAAAGGGACAAGAUUGAUACAACGGAGAAAACUUUACCCUGUAGGGUAUUUUCAAUACUCAAGUGAAUAGGAGCCACAUAAUACCUACAGAGCAUACACGUUCAAAAUUGAAUGCCACCUGGCAAAAAUGACUGGAAAUAUUCCCUUAUCUUUCUGCCUUCUUUUGACGUCCCGUAAAGGGCAGACUGAAAGGAUUUAUAAUAAAACAAUUUCGUAAAGUGGUUACGCUUUGAUGCAACUCGGGGCAUUGAUGAUGCUUUUGGUUAAUUUUAUCACAAAUCCGGCUUUACAGGGAAGGGUGCUUGCGCGCAACAGCCUCGAGCCACAGUGUAAUUUUCGAAGGUUAAGUUAGAGAGAAAAAUUUUAUCCAUCUUAAAAUGUAUCGAACCUUCUAGCUUUACAAAUACUGUCUCUAAUUAAUAAUUAAAUAAUAAUUAUCGUAACAUUUACUAAAAUUAUUUUGUCAUCAAAUCUUGUGAAGGCCUUUAUCGGAUCAUCAACGACGACGUACUAGCAGGAGGAUCCGUUCUGGUUACAUGGAAUCCAAUCUUGAGGAAGGCGUGCCCAUUUGUUCACGUUUACUACAGAGAACAAGGAGAAAGCAAAUGGAACUCUGUUACUGUGACAUCACAAUUGCAAGAAAGGGCAGUGUUUAACAGCUACACUCUUUACUUAGAAUGCUCGAGAAGAUAUCAAAUAGUAGUUUCCUCGUACGCUGCUUUUGAGGAGAGGGACUUGAGGGACAAACAGAUGUGGACUGUGAGCACAGGGAAAGGUAGCUAACGCAGAGCUUACGAUAUUACUUAAAGAGAAAAAAAAGUGACUCUAACUCUAUUAGCCUCUAUUAUAUUUUAAUCCUCGGAAUUCAGAGUUCUAAGCUACAUCAUUCCAACUAACUCUCACUAAAUUUAUUUAACCGAAAUAUGUCUGUGGAAUUAAUGAAAAGCUACUAGAGAAAAGUGAUUUCUGGCUAAUAGCCUGAGGAAAAACCUAACGGGGCGGAGAAUCUGAGUCAUUUGUGUGUAAAGUGUCUGAAAAGCCGGAGAGAGCCUUGAGUGAAAUGUUAAAAGGAGAAUGAGAUGGGUUAAAUAAACACCCAGCAGUAAUAGUACCAUGUGAUAUUCUUUUCCACAUUUAAAAAUGACAAUUUUUCCCUCUAAAAUAGAAUAAUAUUCCUAAAUAUUUGUUUAUUUCAGAUGGAAUGUGCUGCGAUGAGGAAGAAUGGGAAGUGAACCGUACUCGGCAAGGAUGGAUACUGAAUUGCUCACGGACAGGAAGAUACUUGUUUGGAAUUUUACGGAAGUCCGAAGGCCCAAAAGGUGGCACUGACCUCUUGACAAAAGGAAAAUGCUGCACACCUCCACUCGUUUACCGUGAUGAAGUUCCCGUUUGCAUAGAAGUCCAGUGGAAUGCCUCGUUGAAUAGGUCAGUGAAAUGAGCUGGUGACUCGGUGCUAAAUUAAAAAUAGAAUGUUAAGGUGUAUAAUGUAGUCAGUAUGUUUCUAAAUUACGAGCGAGCUCUGGGGGCACUGGGGAGAAAAACGGAGAGAGAGCUUGCAGUCAUGUCUCAGGAAUAGGCAAGUUUCGUAUUCCCCGACGGCGCUGGGACGAGCACGAUUGAGAGGCUAAUGCGGGUCAACUUCUUUACAAAAACAAAAACAAACAUAGGUAAUUUGCCGCUGAGUCGCUGGAAAACGAUAGAAAUCUUAAAAAUAGUAAGAUUUCAAAGCUUAAACUUUACCAGUAAGACAAAGGGAUAUCUGUUGCAAACAAUAAAAUUGUGGGAAAAGCUGAUCGCACUUAAAAGGAAAAAAAUAAAAAGCGACGAAGCCAAAAGAAGAAGUAAACUUUUUAAGCUUGAAAAGGGUAAAGUUUGUUAAAAUGACACUAUUUCAUCCCUUUUAAUUAUCUUACUUCUUAGCAUUCUAUUUUACUCUUGUGUAUAUCUAUAAAAAUGGAGUUUAAACUGCGGAUUAUAUCGUCUGUAUAAAAUUCUGUGUUCGAGUUCUUGUCAAGUUCUUGUGCGUACGUUUUUCUCUAUGUGACUGAAUAUUUUGAUAAAUAAUGUAAACUAAAUGUAAGCUUAUUGUAUAAAUAAGCUUAUACUAUUUUAGUAAUCUUAGUUCAAACCGAUUUAACUUUCUUACAGUACAAGGUAUUUAUGCAGAACCAAUUUGCUAAAAAUCUUCAAUGUUUACUCAAGUUUGGGCUUAUAGAAGGUAAUGUCACAGUUUUUCAAUGACCAUGAAAUUCAGAGUCCCGGUAGUUAGUUAAUCAAUUGUGGCCCUGAAAAAAUUUGAAGGAAAAAAAACUACGAAUUUUUAACAAAAUGCUUUUUUCGUGAGAAGGACUCUUAAACGCUGACAAACGUCAACUAAUAGCGAAAACUAUAAUUUCUAUAUGUUUGCUUUCCUCGAAAUCGCGCGCAUUUACAAGGCCCUAAAGCGUUUUGCUGACUUGCAAGGACCCAUCUGUUAUAAGGAUGCCCAAAAUACAGAGAUGAAUCUCAUAGUUUAUUAGAUAUAAUCCUUGUAAAGUUUGCUUAUCAUUUUCGCAUAAAUUAUGACCUAAAUUUGGAAACCGCUGAAUUUCUCGAAUUGGGUCUUUGCGAUUUUGUUGAAACUCUGUUCAGCGCAAGGCACUAAUGCGAACUAUGUGUAGCCGAGAGAUUUUCACGAAAAAAUGCCGGCAACAGCAGAUUUUCGAGUCAGACCUCAAAGGGGCGUGGCAUUAUAACCACGUGACAUUUACUCCGAUCGCCAAAAAUUUUAUGUUAUAUUGUAGAUUGAUCUAUAUGUUAUCCAUUUUUAGAUUUUUAGCGUUUUGGCUGAGUUUGUGCUUUGGGAGUUGUCUAUUGUUUCUAGUCUGUCAUUAUACGGCAUUCUUGUUCAGCACGCGUGCAAUGACCGCGCUUGGCUGACUUCCGAAUGUUAUAUUGUAGAUUGAUCUAUAUGUUAUCCAUUCUAUGUGUUAGACUUACGAUAAAAGUAAAGGUGAGGAUACCAGAGAGCUUCAAAGUAGGAUGGUACCCCCCCAAAAAAACUGGGUCGAGUCACCUUAAUGUUCAUUCAAACACUCCACAGCUUGCAACUGGCCGGCCGUUAUAUAGGUGAUUUUGGAAAUUUUUUUAGCGGUUUCGCUAAAAGCCCACGCGUGCUUCGAUCGUCCUGAAUAUUGAAUGAGUGCAAUUUAUAUUUCAAAACUGUGAAAUACUGCAUUCUGUCUGAGGUCUGUAUGUUAAAAACAGCGCCUCAUAGUACUGUUUCACCUCAGACUGUCACAUGUGAUGUAUAAAAAGUAUAAAAGGUUGGCUUACACGCCCCAAGAUUUGUUAGCAAGAUUUUGUAAAGCAAACUUGUCAAACGGAAAAAAUUCUGCCGGAUUUCCUUUCCAAGUAUUUGUUUUCCAGGCCUAAUCUAAUACUGUGAUCAAGAGCCAUUAUGGACGUUAAAUGUGAUCGAAGAUGAUUGCUAUUUUUGGGUGUACAUAUAAAGGCCGUCAACUCGAUGUAAGGUUUGGUGCACUCUUGGACUGUUAGCAAAUUAUUUUUCUCCCAAAUCACUUAGCCUUAAUCCCCCAAAACAAAAGUCACAUGAAUGUGCUCUAAAGUGAAAUGAUUUGUGGAAUACAAGUUUAUUGUUUGAUUGAAAUUACAAAUUUAUUAAUGGGCGCUUCGCUUUUAGCCCUGGCUGAAUCUAUAUAUUAAGCUAGUUUGGGAUCCUGCAACCUGAUAUUGUACAUCCAUGUAUUGAUUAUUAUUAAAAACUGAAUCAUUGGAUAAUGCAAUUCUAGCAUUUUGAUUGGUUAAGCCGUUAUGGUAUAUGAGCUAAUAUACCAUGUUCUCCAUAUAUGGUCGGUGUACGCGUCAGUUUAAAAUUGGAAGCUAGCUGAGACUUUUUUUCGCAAAGGAUAGAACGGCGCCCGAAGCAAAUCGUUUUAAUUCAUUUCUUAGAAUACUAGAAAUGCAAUUUCAACGAAAGAAAAAAAGACAAAAACAAACAAAAAAGCCACAAGAGCUUGUUUGAAAGUUUGUCGAAAAACACAUGGAACUAAAGUACCUUGACCCGCUACGAAAGAAGACAAGUGUUGUUUCUUCAUGAUCGCGAAGCCAUUCACCGAUCGAGUCACUCGCCGAUAGAUAACUGCAGCUUGUUUAUCCAACAUCAAGAAUAUAAAUCACAAGUAACCAGCUACAAAUACAGGCUAUGCAGCCAUUCACUAGAGCAAUCGAGGCGGCAGUAUAGCUUCUUUUCUCGUUCAGCAAAACCAGCUUGUGGCUUCAAACAACUUCAUAACAAGCGACGAGGUAAUACCAGUAGUUUUUCUCCGUUGGUCUUACUUUUAUAACUGCACCGAAAAUCCAAAUUCAUAGUAAUUUCGACGGCUGUCACUUAAAAAUUCCUUUCCUUCUCAUUAUCUGCCAGGUUUUUUAAGCUGUUCUGCUGUGUAAAAUCCUAGAAUCACGAUGAGUUUUUAAAAAACUAAUGUUCAUCGCACAAUGUUUUGAUUUUUCAUUCAUGCAGUCUAGGCGAGCCCGUUCGCGCGUUGACAGUUUUGAUAGACGUGUGACAUGUCAAUAGCGGAAGUCCCUUGUCUUUUCCGGUUUGUUCUAGUCGGGGCGAUUCAACGAGAUUUUGUGGGCGUUUUUAAUAAAACAAUUAUUCCACUCGGGCUUGUUGGAUAUGAAAUGAUUAUAGCCAACUCGGCGCUAUGCGCCUCGUUGGCUAUCUAUCAUCUCAUAUCCAACGCGCCCUCGUGGAAUAAUUGUUAAAUAGACAGCUGUCUAAACAGUGUAUCCGCUGACCAGUAUCGCCUGACCGUAUCGCUGGCUCAGGACCCAUUGAGUUCGAGUGUUUUUUGAAGUUAUCCGCUGACAAGUUGUUACUUUUCAAAUGAUCGCAGGCUCAAGUUUUUUUUCAAAAUGCAUGUGAACUAAGUCGUGCUCAUGAGCCGCACUUUUAAAAUUUUGAUUUCAAACUGCAUGACCUCGGAUCCAAAAAUUCAACCGGCUUUUACAUGCAGGGAAGGCAAUCGCUUUUGACUUUUUUCACUAUAAUCAUGCGGUAGUCACGUUCUACCUCCAAUUUUUAUGCUCUGAUUGGUCAAAAUUUGACAGGUGAGUUCAUGCUGAAAAUUUAUGCAGCAUCUGGAAACUUUUUUACUCAUAGCUGAAGCUGGCAGAGUUUUGUGUCAUCUUGUGAUGUUUUUAACUGCCUUUUUCCUCUGGAUGUACAAAAUGAAAUACAGCUGCUAUCAAGAUUCUUCUGUAAUUCAUGGCUGGAUUGUUUAUAGCGCUUUUGGUUGAGAAAUGCACCGCAUGUAAGAGUCAUUGGAAAUCCGAUUUAGGAUGGCAUCGUUUUCAAAACUGAGCUUACACACUUGCCCUUGCUUGAGGUGUUUCUGGCCUCACUUGAUGGUCCUCAGGAGCAGCAUCUCGACUGGUAAGCCUGAGCAACUAUUGUCUUCGAUGUGUUUGUUUGUUUUUUUUUUUCCGGUUUUCUAAAGUGGAGCGUAGUUUAUGCGGCUAGUUUAUGCACGAGACAAUGAUCUGACCUACAAUAGUAUCAGGUUUAAAAAGCCUUUAAGACGUUUUUUGACCGCAAUUAUGAAGAAAACGUUCCGAAGAAUAUAGUUAUGAUUUUGGCUGUAAGAAGAAAGCUCUCAGCAAUUUUCUUGCCUCGAGUUCAUCUUGAAAAAUAGCAAACUCCGGGAAGCCUUUUUUAAAACAUAAAUAAGCUUAUGCUUACCUGACUCAUGAUUUUUAGAGCAGAGACACUUUACUCUCAAUACUUUUCGUCGUGAAUGAAAAUUAUUGUCUCUGUACAUGUUUCACCGAAUUAUAUUUAUCUUUUUUAUUGUUAGUACAGUAGCCACUCUCGCAGUUUUUAUCGCUGCGCCGGUUGUUUUCAGUAGUACAUAAACAUCGCAUGCAGGAGUACUCAAAAUGCCGCGCGCCCGGGCCGCGCGUAAAUAUCACUCUCUUUUAAAGAUUACACAUAACAAAACCAUGAACAGUUUUAUAAAUAAAGGGAAAUAAAACCUAAACAUAACAAAUUCUCUAUCAUGUUGAAGAAAAUUUGGUUUUGUCAAAACUGAGAACCCGUCCGGCUGCCCGAAAAGGUGAUUCUGGGAAUUUUUUUUAUCGUUUUCAUUAAAAGCCCAUAAUUAUUACCCUGCAUAUCACAUGGGACCAGAUUUUCCAGCUGAAAAGUCCCGGCAUGGAAUUCUCUUCAUGAAAACGUUUUAUAAUGUGUUCAAUGCUAUAAUUUGUUGUGCAAAGGAAGCGCGUGCUUCGAUCGUCCUGGAUAAUGAAUGAGGGCAAUUUGUCUUGCAAAAUUGGGCAAAACGGCAGGGCCCAGUUGUUCAAAAGGUGCAUAGCGCUAUCCAUCGGAUAAAUCUUUAUCCAGUGGAUAGCGCAAUGGGUUUCCCUAAUACUUAUCCACUGGAAAGUGAUUUACCCGGUGAAUAGCGCUAUCCAGCUUUUGAGCAACUGGGGCCAGAAUUAUACGUUUAAAUAAGGCAAAAAAGAAAAAAAUUCUGUCCGAAGUGUGUAUGAUAAAAAAAAAAAAAAACAGCACGUCAUAGUACUGUUUACCUCAGAUGUGAUGAAAAAAAGUACAUUUAAACGCUGGUUUACACGCCACCAGAUUUGUCGCCAAGAUUUACUUGUAAAAAAGUAAUGUAAACUUGUCGAACACAAAAAAUCCGGCCUGAUUUUUUGUUUUGGCCCCCCUUCUAGAUAGGGGAACGUGUAAAUUGGCUGCCACCAAAGACCACAGUGUGUUUCCUAAAAUUAUAUUUUGGGGCUGUCCAAUUAUCCAUACUCUCUAAAAAGGAGUGGUUUGAGAGCUAUGAAAUUAAGGUGGUGGGCGACUGGGUUAUUUUGUUUGGAAAGAAUUUGUUUUCCAGGCCUAAUCUAAUGUGAUCGAACUUGACUGUUAUUUUUGGGUGUACAUACAAGACUAUUAACUCGAUGUAAAAUUUGUUUUACUCUUGGACUAUUUUUCUCUAAAAUCACAGCCUUUGCCUCAAAAGUCACAUGAAUGUGCCCUUAAGUUAACUCAUUUGUGGAUUACAAGUUUAUUGUUUGAUUUAAAUUAUUAAUUUAUUAACGGGAGCUUGGCUUUUAGCCCUGGCUAAAUAUAUAUAUUAUAACUGAAAGAAGACGCUGAGAAGUUUUUCCUGAGUGUCUUUUCUGGGUUGUCUUCAACAGUGUUCAGUUUUAUUUAUCAAGACAACUCACUCAAGAAGAACCAUGGCAUUGUGGAGUCCAAAGAGAAGAGAGAAUGUGCAUGCAUUUGCUUGAUUCCACGAGUGAUUACAUCAAAAUAAUGCGCUAUGUUUAAUAAGCGUUUUCAACAACAAUACGGACGUCAACGUAAACUCAAUUACCAGUACACCAGUACCCAUCAGUAUUCAGCUUGGCAAAAAAGUUGAACUUAUUGCUAAAACACCAGAACUGUGGUCACGACACGGGUCGGUGAUAUGUUGAGUAUUCAGUUUGGGGAAAAUCACUUGGUGUGGUCUGAGGCCAGCUACUACUAUUCUUGACAUUCAGCUACAAAGGAAAUAUUUAACUUUAGUAAAAUCCAACUAGUGGUCUAUCAUCGAUGCUGCGUUCUGAUUGGUUGAGCUACUACUAGCCUAUAUGUUAUAGCCCACUAGUAGCGAAAAGUGCCGGCUUUUUGGCGGCAAAAAAGGAUUAAAGGCUAGCUUUAACUAGCUAAAGUUGUUUUGUUUCGAUAUUUUUUGACCAACUAGUUGGAUUUUACUAAAACAAUUAUUCCCCUCGCUCUUAUGGCCUCUGAGUCAAUACCCCAUUCGGCCUUCGGCCUCAUGGGCUAUUGACUCAGAGCCCAAUCGGGCUUGAGGAAUAAUUGUUAAGUAUUAUUCAAGCCAUAAACCCGUGAAUAAAAAUUACUCGUAAAAUUACUUUCAUCGGCCUUGCAGUCCUCCGGCAAAACUUAUCAAGACACAAUUUAAGGGAACUGCUAAGAAAACUAAAACAAAUUCUCUUUGGAUUGAACUAAAUUAUGCAAUGUGAAAUUUUUUAAUUUUCUAUCAUUGAUAUUUGAUCCCGUAUUCCGUUUCUGUUUCCUUUCCCGUGUCCGUUUCCGUUUCCGUGAUUCCGUUUCCGUUUCCGGAUUCCGGAUUCCGCGUUUUAGUACUGCCGACAUAGUAUAUCCCAUCAACUGUAAAAAGUGCCAAGUACAGUAUGUAAGAUCUAAUAUAACUAAAUUUCGAACUCGAUUCAACAACCACAAGAGCAGGAUCAAUGCCCAUAAUUAAAGGUUUGACCAAGAGCCAAAAGGAAAAAGACGAGUUGGUUUAUCGCCAUUUAAACAGUGUCGGGCAUAGAGGAUUGGAGGAAAUGAGCAUACAACUGAUAGACUGUGUCAAAGGGGAGAAGGAAUUGAGGGAAAAAGAGGGUAAUUGAUGUUGCGAUUCCAGUUAAAUAAACUAUCACAAGGUAGUUGGAAUCUUGAAAUUUAAUAGAACAAAGACUCAUCGGCUCCGAACAACUUACAAGCGAAGCGAAUCUCUAAACACGCGGUUAGACUAACAUGAUUGGCUAACUUGAGUCACAUGACAUAAGCGGUUACGUGACAUAAUAACGUUACAUCUUGCCUUCUUUGUUUUUUUUUUAAAACAAAAACUGGAACUAUAGAAAAAAGUGAAACAAUGAAAGGUCACAAUAAAAUGUUCGCAUAGAUGUUCACUAAAAUGUUCAGGAAAUAUACGACAAAUGUGCAGAUGGGGGGGGCCGAAUAAAGCGUCCGCUGCGUGUGACUGCAUUGCUCUUUUGGCACUCGGCCAAUGGGGCUGGACAGGUAGCUGGUGGUCCUGGCUCUGGUUGCUUUCUGGACAGUGCUGUAGGACGUCCUGCGCUGUUCUCUCCUGAUACGGUUUCCGUGCUGGCUGUGGUUCGUGGACUGUUCAGAAAUGGACUUGGAAUUUCAACAUCCGUAUCUUCAGGCAUGAACGGUUUCUUUGACUGUCGAAGAUGUCUCCAGUUUCUUCGGAACAACCUGCCAUCUUCUGUUCUAACAACGUCGGAUCUGUCAUCUACUUGUUGUUCAACUUGUGCCUUUGUCCAUCUCUGCUUUCCAUCGGAGGCUUGCGGUUUCAUGCGUACAACAUAACCUAUAAUGAGGCUGGGAAGUCCUUUGACAUUUUGAUUGUAAUAACGUGUCUGAACUUCUUUUCUUUGUAGCUUCCUCUCUCUGACAUCUGUGAUUAACUGGGGUUUCAGGAGUUUCUUUGAGGUCGGCAGCAGUGUUCUGGUGCACCUGCCAAACAUUCUCUGUGCCAGUGAACUCUUCAUACCUUCAGUUGGGGUGUUUCGCCAGUCAAGCAGGGUAAGAUGAAAAUCUGAGCUUGUACUAGCAGACUUCUUCAUCAAAUUUUUUGCUGUUUUGACUGCAAUUUUCACUUUGCCAUUUCUCUGCGGAUAGACCGGGGAACUGGUAACAUGCUCGAACUCGUACAUUACUGCAAAGGCUGAGAAUUCAUUUGAAGAAAAGGGUGGACCAUUGUCACCGUGAAAUGUAUCUGGAAUUCCAUGGGUGGAAGCUUUCCAAUCACUGUGGCUCCUGUCUUUGACUUGUGUAGCUCGUCAAUCUCAAAAUAAUCAGAGAAGUAGUCAACCGUGCAAAGGUAGUCCUGGUUACCAAAUGUGAAGAUAUCACAGCCAAUCUUUUCCCAGGGAUGCUGUGGGGUUUCAUGGCAAAUAAGGGACUCUUUCGGUUGGGCAGACUGAAAGGUGUUGCAGGUUUCACAUUUUGAGAUGAAUUCUGUCACUUCUCUGCUCAUGUUGGGUCAAUAGACCACUUCACGUGCCCUUCUUAAACAGCCUUGAACACCGAUAUGGGAUCGGUGGAGCUUUUCCUUGAUCUUGGUUCUUAAACUUUUCGGGAUGACACAUUUGGGACCCUUGAAAAUAAUACCAUCUUAUCUAGCCAACUCGUCCUUGACUUUGAAGUACUCAUGCAGUUCAGGGGGCAGUUUCUUACUUUGGCUAGGCCAGCCAUUUAGAAUCGUCGCUUUAAGAGUCUGCAGGACAACAUCUUUGGCACUUUCUUCGCGGAUUUCUUGGAUCUGUGGCUGAGAUUUUGAUAGGAAAUUCACAGAACGGACCCUCUCUACUUCUUGAUCUGCCUUUCCUGGGUAGUGUUCCUGUGGCAAGUAUGCUCUGGAAAGUGUAUCGGCAAGAUACAUCUCAGGACCACGCCUGUACUUGAUUUCCACAUCAUACUGCGUUAACCUCAUCACAAGACGCUGUAAACGUUUUGGAGCAGCAGCCAGAGGUUUCUUGGCGAUUAUCUCUAAAGGCUUGUGGUCUGUCCACACGGUAACCUUUCUGCCGUAUAUACAUUGGUGAUUAUGCUACAUGCCAAAGACUUGUGCAAGUAGGUCCUUCUCGAUUUGUGAGUAGUUUUGCUCAGCUUUCGUGAGUGAUCUGCUAGUAUAGGUUACAGGCUGACCUUCUUGCAUAAGGGCGAAGGCAAUUCCUUUCUCUGAGGCAUCUCCUUCACCCUCAACCGGCUCACUUGGAGUGACGAACUUUAAAACUGGAGCAGUGGACACAGCUUUCUUGAUCUUUGUAAAGGCUUCUUCUUGCCCCUGAGACCACUCCCAAGGAGCAUCUUUAUACGGAAGUCUGCGGAGGGGCUCCGACAUAUCAGACAGGUCUUCUAAUAACCUUGAGAGGUACUUAACUCACAGGUAGCCCAAGUUCGAAAUAUGAGCAUCGGCAUUGUUGCGUAACAUUCAAAAUAUAAGGAUUAGCAUGGGAAAAAAAACCUAUCGUUUCUAUAACCUACGAAAAUGAAAGGAUUUCAAUAAAAAAACAGCUUACCUUUGCUUUUCCACCACUACGAGGCUUGACACCCAUUCAGUAGGCUCCUUUACUUUCCGGAGCAUUUGUAGUCCCUCCAGCCGGUCUAGUUCAGACUUCAAUUUACCUUUGAGUGCGAAUGGGAAUCGACGGGGUGGAUUAAUCACUGUUGUGACUGUUCCAUCAAUUUCAAGGUGCAGUUUCCCUCCAUACAGCCUUGUCCUUUAAACACUUCUCCAAACUCUUCUAUCACUUGAUUUAGGGUAAGAUUCUGAGUGUCAGUGGUAACUUACUGAAUGUUUUCUUGGUGUACUGUUACCAGAUUCAUUUGCUGAGAAGCACGAGAUCCAAUCAGCAGUGUGUAAUUGCCUUUCACAACAACAAAUUCAACAUUGUACUUCUUGCUCUUCUUUGGGUUACGCAUGCUCACUUUACAUGUUCCUAAAACAGGCAAAGUAAACUUGCUAUACAUCUUCAAAGUACGGUCAGUCUCAGUAAUUAGUGUUCCGGGGGGCACAUAUUUCUGAGGUAAGACAUUACAUGAAGCACCCGUGUCAAUCUGCAUUCGGAUACUUGCUCCUGCGAUUUCCAUUGUCGCAAAGAUUUUCUUCUCAGGAAGGUUGUCUUCGCUGAUCGCAUGUACAUUUCCUUCAGAUGAGUCAAAAUACACUGACAGCAAUUCUUCUUCGGAGGAAUCUUCUGAGUUGACCAUGUUGACACCAUUCCGUGGUCGGCUAGUUUUACCAGAAGUACUUCUGCACAUUUCAACAAAAUGAUUUGGUUUAUUGCAUGCACUACAGAAGUUUCCAAAUGCAGGACACUUGGUACGUUGCUUGACGUGGCUUCUUCCGCAUUGUUUACAACGCUUUAACAGGUCUUCCUUAGGUUCAGGUAGGGACUGUUUUUGCAUCUGACCAUUGCUGCGUCGUUUCGGUGGCGCUUUCGACUUUGUCCGCUUGUCUACUGCAUUAACAUUAUCUACUGGUGUCCCUGUGCUCGAUGACUGCCCGCUGAUGGCCUUAAGAUGAGCGCUGGUUGCUUCGGCUGAUCGACAGAUAUCCAAACACUUUUCAAGCGAUAAUUUAGGCUCUUGUAACAACUUUCGUCUAACACUAUUGUCGGCGAUUCCACAAACAAGGCGGUCGCAGAUCAUCUCAUCUUUUAACUCUUCAAAUUCACAUGUUGCCGCUAGCGCUCGCAGUGCGGCAACGUGAACAUCGAUUGAUUCGUGAGGCUCUUGUUUGCGAUCGUUGAACUUGUAACGUUCGUUGAUAACAUAAGAAUGACGGUCAAGUUUUACUGUUCAAAAGAAAAAGUGUCGGGUAUACACACUCGCGCGCUAACUUGAGAAUUUUUUUGUAGUCUUUUGUCUGAUGUCACGUCAUUUUAACUGAAUUUUGUAAUACGACGCUUGUAACGAUUUUUCAGUCACCUUCAAGAAGAGUGCUAAAUACACUCGAAAUAUAGGUGUCAUACAAAAAGGAAAUGUGUCGUAUCCUCAUAAUUAUAUAUAUAUAUAUAUAUAUAUAUAUAUAUAUAUAUAUAUAUAUAUAUAUAUAUAUAUAUAUAUAUAUAUAUAUAUAUAGCCGGAUUUAUGAAAACCGCACCAGCGGGCUCCUGGAGGCCACACACCUUAAACUGACUCAGCUAAAGCACAUAUUGCCAAGAAACUCAGCUCUUACCCAUGGUUCUCUUAAGGUGACUCUAUUAUUGCUUCCUGAUUAGCAAAAGAAACAUUCAAGUCCAUCAAAAAGACACUCUGGACUUGACCAUACGCUCUAGCUGCUUGAAGGCUCUAAAUAACAGAGGAUGCUUGAGACUUGACCAAGUUCUAAGCAGAGAAUUCAAGGUUAAAUCACCCCCUCGUGACUUCCUCCAACCCCCCAGCCUAGCAUGUGCUUCAGGGGAAUGCUUUCGUUGGCCAAUGGGCCUCAAACAUUAAAAGAAUUUGACAUGACAAACUAAAGGCAGACAUGACGGGUGCACUGACUCUCCCAGAGCAAGACUAACGGACAGUACCAAGCUUUUGUAGCGCCCUUUCCCCCACCAGGGAUUGACAUGGAGGCCCCUUCCAAACCCAUGGCGCGUUAGCUCAGGGACUGAGCUUGACAAUGAGACCAGGCAGGACAGCAAGCCCCCUAUGUUUUUUCUCACCGCAGUGACCAGAAACCUGGCUAUCGCUAGGCUCCUGGGCUAAUAUUCUGGUCCGUUUUGAGGUAUGUUUUCAAAAAUUCGGCUGGAUAUAUACCUGGACUUUUGAAAACCCGCUUAGCAGAAACGUUAACUCAUUCUACUGCUUGGCAAUUUAAAACAAUAAAACAUUAUUCAAAGGCCGAUUAAAAACCUUUAUCUGACGCCAGGCAGUAAGUUAGUGGUUACUAGAAGCAUUUCAACGAAUUUAAAUUUAAAAUGACGCAAAUUUUAGAACAUUUAUUUAGUAAUUCGACUCCGUGAAGUUUCAAACUGAUGUCAUUCCAGUCUAGAAAUUUUAAAGUUGAGUCAACCGUAGCGAAAAGGUGCCAGGUUAAGGCUUACAUAAAAAUAGUUAGCAAAACACUACUUUUUUCGCGGUCCAGUAAACGACAGGGUUUCGCAAGGAAUGGACAACAAACUGAAUGAAACAUAAUACACAAAUUAUCACCUGAUUCUUAUCUGCAAAAACCGGCCUUUUGGUUCAAAACCAUUACAUCCCGCUGAAACUAGACCUAGGUAUAAUUUUCCUGAGUCGAGAGUUGCUUUUCCAAGGUACAAAAAGGAAACCUAAACACCGAACGAAGAAACGUUUUAUGGCUGGCACAGAAUAUUUUGGCGAAACAACUCAACCACACGACCACAUACCUGUCAACACCAUUCGGAAAUCACACAAUUACAUUCUUUCGGGGCACUGAUAAGACUAUCAACAACCACGCAUAAUGUUCUGACGUUUCAACACGAGCGAAAUAUCAUCGAAUAACUCUUAAAAACUCAGAAAAAACUUUUCUCUUACACUCGUCUUAUUCGAGUUCCCGGAUGUACAAUUACACGGUCGGCAGACCAGCCUAUAUACCUUGUUUUCACACCAGAAAAAAAAAAAGUCUUGGCCUGGGUCAAAGUUCACCUGCAAUGUCGCUCUCGCCUAAGUCAUUUUACUCCCAAGAGCCUGUUCCCGAGGCCAAAAAAUUAGUGUUCGGCUUAGAAAAGCGAACAAUACCGUAUCUUUCUCUCUCAGCCCGGAUCAGGGUGAUAGAUCCGUUUAACCAAAUGAAACGAGAAUACAAUACGAUAUUGUACGAUACAGACUCUGCGAAUCGUAAUAACUUUGUCGCAUCUCAGAGCUUUGCAUGAUUAUGCUCUCCGGGAAACUUUUCUCAAGGUGACCAACAACGGAAUGUUAACUGCUAAAUGGCACCGAAGCCAGCUUUAGGCGCGCACUGAUUUAAAUUCAAAUAACUGUCACUUGUGUUGAAUAGAAAAUUGUGGGUAGGAUCGAAAGAAACAAAACAAAAAACAGAUGGAGGGAGUGAAUUUGGGGGGGGGGGUAGAUAGAAAUUCGCGAAAUUCUGCCUACAUGCAGCCACUUGUACACAAAUCUCAGUAAAAAAAGUUCUUAGACAGGGGAAGUUACGAGAAAUUACAAAAUGUUUGCUAACCCGGUUUUCGUAACUCCAAUUGAACUCCAAUUAUGUUGUUUGCAAAGCAAAAUUGAGUAGAAUCGAGUCACGUUAAAGUUGCAAUCACUUUUCGGGCAAUAGUUCUGGGUUUUGCCUGAUAUUUCAAUGUCACAUAUUAGCCUGUCAUCACUCUAUAAUGACUUAGAGCAUAUGCAAAGAUUAUGAGGAUGAUUAUACCUAGAAAAGUGCCCCGUUUUUACCAAAUGAGCUUGCCAACAAUAAACAUGCUUGCAUUCGAGAAUCAUGAGGAGACAUUUCACUGAUUGAACGAAGAUAGAGUUUCUCCUUUGAGAUUUAUGUGUAAUUAUCUCAAUUGAAUAAGUGCCCAAAGUCCAAUUAUGUUGCUUGCAAAGUAAUAUCAAGUAGAAUCGAGUCACUUUAAAGUUGCAAACACUUUUCAGGCACUAGUUCUGGGUUUUGGCUGAUAUUUCAAUGUCACAUAUUAGCCUGUCAUCACUCUAUAAUGACUUAGAGCACAUGCAAAGAAUAUGAGGAUGAUUAUAGCUUGCCAAUAGCAAACAUGCAUACAUUCGAGAAUCAUGAGAGACAUGUCACUGAUCUUUAACGAAUUUAGAGUUGCUCCUUUGAGAUUUAUGUGUAAUUAUCUCAAUUGAAUAAGUGCUUAAACUCCUGGUGAAUUAUGUUGUUUGAAAAGUAAAGUCAAGUAGAAUCGAGUCACUUUAAAGUGGCAAACACUUUUCAGACAAUAGUUCUGGGUUUUCGUGCCAACAAACUCUCUCAAUAUACCCUGGUCCCAGAGGUUUUUCUUGAUUUUUCUUCGCGAAAGAGAUCAAGAGCAAACCGCGAAGCGGCGACAACGAGUCGCGAAAGCGACGAGGAGAGAGAGAAAAACCUCUGGUUACCUUGGCCUAGAAUCUCACUUUCAUGCUGACGACAGGGUCAGGAUCUGACCCUCGGGCUUUGAUUGGUUGAUAGUUUUUCAAACACGUAAACCAAUUUGAUUGGCUCGUUUAAUUGUAACUACCGAGGGGACGCUGAGGAUUUUCACACCUCAUUUUGCCUCUCUCUACUAGGGAAGAAAAUUGUUUGUAUGCUGCACUCGCAAUAACAUUUGCACGGAACCAAGGCACGUAGAGGCACGCCAUGGAUGUUGUUCCUGAAAGAAUAUUCGAAGAAAUUUUGACCUCGGUACUUAAUGAGCGCUUUCCCGAGUCUCACUGAGCAACAAAAGAAAGCUUUGUUCGCUGCGUUGAGUCGAAAGGAUGUGUUCACCAUUUUAUCAACCGGACAUGGAAAGUAUAUUUUCUGUUACAAUACUGUCAUUCCAUUAAAUAAACUAACUUGUUUAGGGCAGCAAAAUAAAAAAUCUCCGAAUACGGAAUGAAAGUUUCCUUGUAGGAAAAAAAACAUACAACUUUGUACAAGUGCGUAAUCAUUUUCGGUGCAGCUUGAUUUUCCUGCGACGCCCAAAAAAGAUCUAACCAACGUUAUUUUUGGCAUAGACCUAUUCGGCUAACUCAAUGUUGUACCCAAUUCAAAUCUCCCGGGGAUAAGAUUCUUUGUGUAUUGCAUUUGCAUUAUAAUGUGGCAUUCACAUUUAAAUGAUAUGGAAAUUCCUGAAACAAAACGUUUUAUUCCCAAAGGGUUUGAAUUGGGUACAACAUUGAGUUAGCCGAAUAGGUCUAUUGGGCCAACAAAAACCUCUGAAAGUACAUUCCGAACCUUAAGGGUUUGUUGUGCUGCAUGACUCUUCCUAGCGUCGUUGUUCCACAAAAAAAGGAAAUGGAGCCACCAAACCAAAAUGCGAGCCAGAUUGCCAGAAUACAUAUUAAUAUUACUGUUUUCAGGGGAAUGCCCGCGAAUCGACGCGAACGGCGCGCCCCGCAGAAGUAAACAAUGUAAUAAGCGCGAUUGAUAGACUCUUGCAAACUUUACAACUUCCCGCUGGCACACUGCCGACAGAACAGAUGACAAUGUUUGUGAAAAAUCCUUGUUAUUAUACCCAAAUAAAUUCUGCAAAUCCUGCAGCAUUUGUUUGGAACAAUGUCGGUUUCUUUAUAAAGUGGUCUUCUUAUUCCUGGACUCUUGUCGCCCAUCGUUAACACAUGCUUUAGCUUGACCCGAUUAACAAAUCACUCUUUACCACCCAAGUGAAGAUGGUUUGUUCAUAACAUAAUUUUCCCAGGUCUACCCCCACUUAAAAAAAUAGCGGCUGAUAAGCACGUGUUUGCUAAGUUGCCAUUGGUGACUCUUUUUAUUAGCAAUUUAACGCGUUUGACAGCUGUCGUCUGCAUGAAAGUGAGAUUCGAGGCCAAGGUAACCAGAGGUUUUUCUCUCUCUCCUCGUCGCUUACGCGACUCGUUGUCGCCGCUUCGCGGCUUGCUGUUGAUCUCUUUCGCGAAGAAAAAUCAAGAAAAACCUCUGGGACCAGGGUACUCUCAAUAUUGCGAAAAAAAGUUUUGUAAUAUUUCAUCCUCAUCAAAAAAAGAUAAACAAUUCCUUGAACAUUGAAAUAGAUGGUAAGCCAAUUAAUCAACAAAAAAGUGCUAAGUACUUUGGCAUUCUCAUAGACUGUCAUCUCCAUUGGAAAGUACAAAUCCAACAAAUUUCAAAAAAAUAUAUAUAUAUCUAGGGGCAUUGGUGUCCUAUGUACGAUUAGACAUUUUGUUGAUUCAAAAACAUUAGUUCAAUCAUACCAUGCCAUUAUACUUCCUAUUUCUCCCAUGGCUGUAUAGUUUGGGGCAACACUUAUGACCAUAAAAUUAAACCACUUCAAAUAAUACAAAGGAAAGCAACCCGUUUAAUACCUUUCUCCAAUUUCGAUGCACAUACAAGUCCUUUGUUUGCUAAGCUUAACCUUCUUAAACUCCAAGAUCAUAUUAAGCUUCAAACUCUCUUUUUUAUGCACCAAUUUGAUACUGGCAAACUACCAAAGAUUUUUGAUUCGUUUUUUGUUAAAACAUCUUGCAAACAUAAUGUAAAUACUCGCUUUGCAUUUAGAUCUACUUUCUAUCUUCCAAAAACUCGAACAAAUUAUGGCAAAUUUAAUAUUUGAUUCAAUGGACCUAAAUUAUGGAAUGAACUCGUUGAAAGAUUCAAGUGUCGUACUUCCAAUCAAUUUAAAAAAGAACUAACUUCGCAUUUCGUUAGACUCUAUUAAUCUUUACUGAUAUUUUGAUGAAUUAUAUUUAUUUAUUUUUUGUUUUGUUCUGUAUAUUUACUUUUGUGCAAAGUUAUGAUAUUUAUGUGUACCAGUGUAUUUGUUGUGCCUCUUUUCUGAGUUUCACGCUUUUAAUUAUCAAUAAUUACGGUCACCCAACUAUUUUAGCUUUAUAGUUAUUUUGGGUGUACCACUACUGUAUGUACUGUUUAUUUAUUUAUCUAUAAUUAUAUUCUCGUAAAUUCUUUUAGUUGUCUAAAGUAGUAGAAAUCUGAACUGUUGUUUUGCCUGAUAUUUCAAUGUGACAUAGUAGCCUGUCAGUCUCUCUAUAAUGAUUUAGAGCACAUGAGAAGAAUAUCAGGAUGAUUAUACCUAGAAAUUUUGUUUUUUACUAGACGAGCUUGCCAGCAAGCAUGCAUGCACGAGAGAAUCAUGAGAGACAUUUAAGUGAUCGUUAACGAAUUUAGAGUUGCUCCUUUGUGAUUUAUGCGCAAUUAUUAUAUUAUCAUUUAACGCAAUAAAGUACUUUCAGUUCUGUACUUUUCUUUCCCUAGAAACUGUAGCUGGGCUACCUGCCCAGACGGAUAUUUCCUGAAG
This is a messenger RNA of Porites lobata, 24990 nucleotides long. The record is from the annotation of a GenBank genome assembly. Lineage: Eukaryota; Metazoa; Cnidaria; Anthozoa; Scleractinia; Poritidae.